This is a messenger RNA of Mollisia scopiformis, 1977 nucleotides long. Its product is annotated as alpha/beta-hydrolase. The annotation marks the transcript as partial. Lineage: Eukaryota; Fungi; Ascomycota; Leotiomycetes; Helotiales; Mollisiaceae. The record is from RefSeq and is a predicted model, not a curated record. The transcript has 3 exons.
CUAGGCGGUGGUCUUACAAUUUUGUCUUACAAUGAUCUCAACAAUACUCCCAGUCUCGGCUCAGGAGCAAUUCUCAUCAACCAAGCAAGUUCUUUUGCAUCCGCUUCACAAUCAUGUAACCUUCUAGGAGAAAGAUUUUGGGCUCCUGCUAAUGAGACACCUUCUGAAUUGAACAAUUCAUUGUCGUAUCAGGUCUACUUGGGCGCAUUUCCUGAGAUUCAAUUGUUUUGGAUAUCGAAUUCUACCUCGAGACUCUGUAGAGCUAUCAAUUAUCUAGGCUCCGUCUCCAAUGUGGACUGCGGGAGAGAACUCCCUGCUCUCUGCUCGCAAAGUGCACCAGUCUCCAACUCCACCUUUACCAACACAUCUGCCACAUUCCAAAUCGCGCAGCAAGUUGGGGCCGUAUCCAUCACUGGAUACCGAGAUUUCUACACUUGGAAAUUCUUUGGCAUCAGAUAUGCAGCAAAACCCGAGCGUUUCACUUACUCAAGUGUGUUCGCUGGAACUGGGCAAGAGCUUGCAAUAUCACAGCCUCCAGCCUGCCAGCAGUACAUUGGACAGGUCACUUCGGGAAGCAGUGAAGACUGCCUAUUCCUCAACAUCUGGACUCCCUACCUAGCUCCCACUUCUCCAGCCGCAAAAGCGAAUCUCAAGCCUGUGAUGUUUUAUAUCUAUGGCGGUGGUUUUACAAGUGGCGCAGCAAGUGAUCCGAAUACAGAUGGCACCAAUUUAGCUUCACGCGGCGAUGUCGUCGUGGUGGCUCUCAAUUAUCGAAUUGGGUACUUUGGAUUUCUUGCAUACCCCGACGGAGUCCAUAAUGGCAACUACGGAAUUGGUGAUAUGGUAACAGCCCUAGAGUGGGUGUCCCAGAACAUUCGAGCCUUUGGAGGUGAUCCAGAACAAGUUACAAUCUUCGGUCAAUCGGCUGGUGCAGCGGCUGCCCGUACUUUGCUCGCUUCUCCGAAGACCAAAGGGUUGUUUUCAAAUGCAAUCAUGCAGUCAACCCCCGAUGGCUGGCCUCUGGCGGCUCCAAUCGCUCAUUACAUGUCGGUCCAGGAGUACUAUACAAACUUCACGGAGAGCGCUCUGAAUAGCACUGGCUGUCUUGAUGCAACGGACCCAAUUGCAUGCUUGAGUGAAGUUGACGCUGCCGUUCUUGCCAAUCUGCAAACAGCUGCUCAAUAUCCCGUCGUCGACGGCACUUACCUCACAUCAGCAGAAUUGGCCCUCAACAACUCCAGCGGCCACAAUUCAAACAUCUCCGUCAUAGUGGGAGGCGUUCGAGACGAGUUCGCUAUCCUGGACACUUAUUACCCUCCAGCAGGUAUCACCAUAGAACAAUACUUUGAUGCUCUUUCGUCAGAAGAUUUCACCCAAUAUCCAGUUCUCACAAACGGCACUGCCUUAUUCUCAAUCCCUCCGAACCCCACUGCCGACGAAAUCUUUAACAUCACAGUCCGAGUCGGAACCGAUGGCCUCUUCAACUGCGCCUUAGAAGCCGCAGCAUAUUCAGCAGCGAAGAAUAAUGUUUUUAAGAAGGUCUACUCCUAUCAAUUCAAUCGUACGUACAGCCCAACGGAUUACACCACGACCUGGUGUUCCGCUCCCCUCACCGCAUCGCGACCUUUCGGCGAUCCGGAGAUGGAGUACUAUAAGUGUCACGCUGGUGAACAACUGUACACUUUCGGGACUAUGAAAUGGGGACUGCCGGAUCGUGAUGGGCUGGAUGUUUUGUUCAGUCAGUGGGUUGUUGAUUAUUGGACUGCUUUUGCGUGGACUGGAAAUCCGAAUCCGAAAAAGGAGUAUCUUGAAGCAAGGGGUUAUUGGAGUACGUUGGAGAGGAUUUCGAAGACUGGAGUUUGGGAUCAGGUUGCUGUUAAUAGUAGUGCGUGGAGAGUGAUGCAGUGGGAUGGGUUCAUGGCUCAAGAGUACCCGGAGCAAGAGCAGUGCGCAUUUUUGGGGUUGCCGCUGGAUUAA